Hevea brasiliensis (rubber tree) is the source of this 1483-nucleotide messenger RNA. Its product is annotated as NADPH-dependent aldo-keto reductase, chloroplastic. NCBI's taxonomy places the organism in Eukaryota, Viridiplantae, Streptophyta, Magnoliopsida, Malpighiales, Euphorbiaceae. The record is from RefSeq and is a predicted model, not a curated record. Gene Ontology annotation, molecular function: aldose reductase (NADPH) activity. The transcript is spliced from 5 exons. Gene Ontology annotation, cellular component: cytosol. The coding region runs from base 64 to 1011 and encodes 315 amino acids.
GAGCCAUGCUCAUCAAAUUGUGGGUUCUGUAAUCUAUAGAGAAAAGAGAGACAGAGUGAUAUAAUGAGGAGCCACCAGGUUCGCCUGAAUUGUGGGAUUACCAUGCCAUUACUUGGACUAGGCACUUUUACCUUCCAAAAUGAUAGGGAGACAACAGAACUUGCCACCCAUAUGGCACUCAAGAUGGGUUACAGGCACUUCGACACUGCAAAGGUAUAUGGUUCAGAGGCAGCCUUAGGGAACGCUUUAACAGAGGCAAUUCUUGAUCAAACAGUGAACAGAGAGGACAUUUUUGUUACAUCUAAACUAUGGGGGUCCGAUCACCAUGAUCCAGUUUCAGCUCUCAAACAAACUCUUAAGAACUUGGGGAUGGAGUAUCUGGAUAUGUAUCUGGUGCACUGGCCAGUGAAGCUGAAGCCUUGGGUUUGUUAUCCUGUGCCCUGCGAAGAUGACUUUGAGAAGUUAGACCUCGAGUCCACAUGGGCUGGAAUGGAGAGAUGCUUGGAUUUGGGAUUGUGUAGGUGCAUUGGAGUCAGCAAUUUCUCCAGCACAAAGAUCGUACGGUUAUUGGAUUUUGCUUCUGUACCUCCAGCUGUCAAUCAGGUGGAAAUGCAUCCAAUGUGGCGGCAAGCCAAGCUUCGAGGGGUCUGUGCAGAUCACAAAAUCCAUGUAAGCGCUUAUUCACCACUUGGUGGGCCUGGGAAUUCAUGGGGAACGACUGCUGUGGUUGAAAGCCCAAUCAUAAAAUCCAUUGCUCUCAAACACCAAGCAACUCCAGCUCAGGUUGCUUUGAAGUGGGGAUUAUCUAAAGAGGCUAGCGUGAUUGUGAAGAGCUUCAAUCAGAACAGGUUGAAGGAAAACAUGGAGGCAUUGGAUAUCAAAUUGGACGAUCAAGAUCUCGUUGACAUUGACAAAUUGGAGGAGAGGAAGAUCAUGAGAGGUGAGGUUUACGUUAACGAGACAACAAGUCCAUACAAGACGAUUGAAGAUCUUUGGGACGAUGAAAUUUAAUGGACCUACAAUGUUCUAGUACCUGGUUGGCUAUUUCCCGUUGUCAAUGUAUCAGCUACCAAGGAUCCGUCUGUAUCUUUUCACCUUCCUGUUGCCCCUUCUCAUCUCUUAUCAUGUCAGAACGGCAAAUCAGGCAAGGUAGCUGUUCUAGGGUAGUACAGAGUUACAUAAUACCACCAAGUGGAACAUUCGUGCACCCUUGCCCCUCCCUUAUUUGAAAGAAAACAUGUAUGCUAAAGAGUGUAUUCGAUUAUUCUGUCUAUAAAGGUAUCUUUUGUAUUGCUCAACCAAAAAAAGUAUUUCCCACAUACCAUGCAGAAGUUUAAUCCAGAAAAAAGUUAGAUAUUUCCCAGUAAAAUUGAAAGGGGGGAAAAAAAAAAGGGAAAGAACACAGCUAAAACAAGAUAGCAUGCCAGCACCACACAUACACUUGCAAAGUAUGCGCAAUUUCUCUGUAAACACUAGAAGUAGA